This is a messenger RNA of Westerdykella ornata, 1147 nucleotides long. Its product is annotated as general transcription factor spTFIIE beta subunit. Bases 82 to 870 code for a protein of 262 amino acids. The record is from RefSeq and is a predicted model, not a curated record. Gene Ontology annotation, cellular component: transcription factor TFIIE complex. Lineage: Eukaryota; Fungi; Ascomycota; Dothideomycetes; Pleosporales; Sporormiaceae. Gene Ontology annotation, biological process: transcription initiation at RNA polymerase II promoter. The transcript has a single exon.
CUGUCUCCCUCUCUGUGUCCUCACCCUCAUUCCGACGCAGGCCCAUCCAACGCAGGCCCACCCGGCGCUUGGGCGACGGCCAUGUCGUUCCUCAAAUCCGCCACAAGCAUGGCGGCGCCGUCGCCUACUCCGUCUACCUCUUCCAACAGCGGAGUCAAACGGAAGCGUCCUGAUACCACCCCCGCCUCCACUGUCUAUUCGCAACCCGGCGAGACUGGCACCGGCCAUCACGUCAACACCCAAUUCCUCUACGCACAGCAGUUCCUCAAAAGCGAAGACCAGAAAUGGCACACCCUAGAGCAGAUCACCAAGUUCCUAAACAUACCCGACCACCAUAUACCUGAACUCUUGAGACGUCUCCGCAGUACACACGUCGUCAACCGCAUCGAGUGGGAUCCGGUCAAGGACCUGUAUCGCUACAAGCCGAAAUACAACAUUCGCAAUAGUGCGCAGCUCAAAGGGUAUCUGCAGAACCAAAAGUCCGCCGCGGGACUGCCGGUGAAGGACCUCAAGGAUGGGUGGCCGACGGCUGUAGAAGACAUCAACGAGCUUGAGAAGAAGAAUGAAGUGCUGGUCUCGCGUCAUAAAAAGGAUGCCCAGCCGAAGACGGUCUGGCUCAACGAUCCUUCGCUUAUGCACACGAUGGAUCCCGACUUCAAGGCCCAGUGGCAUCAGAUUGCACUUCCAGAGAACCCGGACGACUUGCGAAAGAAGCUCGUUACCGCUGGCUUGAAGCCUUCGAGCGCGCCCAAGAAGAUUGUCGCAGUUGGACCCAAGGAGAAAAAGCGAAAGGCACCUCGUCGUGGUGGCAAGCAGACCAACACUCACAUGGCCGGUAUCUUGAAGGACUUCUCUCAUCUACGGAAAUGAAACGGUCUAGAUUGGGUUCGGCGUUUGGUUGGCAUAAUUGGCUGCAAAGGUUUUACCUGUUUCAAAGGCGUAUUGGGCGGUGUUUAAGAAGAUACCACAACCUUGCUAUGGGCAUGAUUCACGGAUGCCGGAUAUGUGCUGACUCAUGCAGGGCUUCAGCUACUUGAUCUCUUUUAGACUAAAUUCUGAAAAUCCAAAAACCCCCAGCUUCAGUGCUUGGUGCGCGCAUAGUUAAUGAAUGCAUCUGUUAGAUGCGUAAAUCAGCAUAAGUCUUGGC